UGUGUGCACAAAACUGAACUGUGGACGGUACAAAUCGCCGUGACGUCUGUAGUGGCAAACGCAGGCAGCAGCAGGGAUCCUUUCUUGCCCUAUCUGGACCCAAGACUUUACCAUUCAGUUCCCACUGCAGGGUCCCGGAAGAUGGACGUACAGGGAGUCUGGCCUCAUGGUUCCCACAGGUCGAAAUGUCAGACUAGACUCAGACAGCCACGAUCAAAAAGAUCCACUUGGAGGCUUGGUUGUAGCCCUGUACGAUACAACUUGCGACACGAAAGGACAAGUGUAGAGAUUGGGAUGCCGCGGGUGGAGAUACCAGUCACCUGGGUGCAGUUGGAAGUCGGCUACACAAGAAUAGCUAGUACCGUACGUGAACUGGCUAUCUCUCCAAGACGUUACGUUGAUAGCCGACGCGAGACCGCAAACACAUGGAUCGCGAUCCUAGCUUGGCUUUUGGACC
This is a messenger RNA of Acaulospora colombiana, 457 nucleotides long. Lineage: Eukaryota; Fungi; Glomeromycota; Glomeromycetes; Diversisporales; Acaulosporaceae. The record is from the annotation of a GenBank genome assembly.